This is a messenger RNA of Neopsephotus bourkii (Bourke's parrot), 437 nucleotides long. Its product is annotated as cytochrome c oxidase subunit 7B, mitochondrial. NCBI's taxonomy places the organism in Eukaryota, Metazoa, Chordata, Aves, Psittaciformes, Psittacidae. The coding region runs from base 74 to 310 and encodes 78 amino acids. The record is from RefSeq and is a predicted model, not a curated record. The transcript is spliced from 3 exons. Gene Ontology annotation, biological process: mitochondrial electron transport, cytochrome c to oxygen.
CCAGCGGCCACUUCCGGCGCGACCAUUUUGUUUUUCACCGCUCGCCAAGGGUACCGGCGCCCCGCUCUUCACCAUGUUCCCUGUGGCUCGGGCUGCCCUCAGCCUCACCGCUCGAGGCAUUCGGCAGACUGCAGUCAGACAAGCUCAUCGCAAACAUGAGCCUGACUUCCACGACAAACACGGAAACCUGGUGCUCAUUGGUGGAGCCGUUGUUUUUACUGCUGUCUGGGGAUACGUGCUUACACAGCUUGACAUUGAGUGGGGCUUCUCACCUGUGGGCAGAGUCACUCCAAAAGAAUGGAGGCAGUAAUGAACUCUCUGCAUGUAAUGAGCUGCUCUAAACUUCCACUGAAGAAACAAUCACAUAAUGGUAUUUGUUCUCUGAUUACCACUUGUGCAGGGGCAUUCCUGGUUUAAUAAACAUACCUAGAAACCUG